UCUGUCCAGUUUUUAAAGUUCAUGGAUGAUGAACCUGAACCAUCUCGGCCUCCAACUCAAGUGUAAAUGAAAGUGAAACUUCCUGUACAGACUGAAGUUGCGUAGUGUUUGGUUUAACAUUGUUUAGAAGUAUCUUCAUGGGUAACAUAACGUUUUUUUUUUAUUAUUAGUGGGACCUUAUUUUGGAUAUUCAUCCAUAACUUUUAAAUUGAAGUAGAGGACGUGAAGACCAGUGAAGGGAAAAUGGCAGAGUCCAGAGAUCAUAAUCAGUUUAAACUCAUCACCACUGAGAGAAACAUUCGGGGUGAUGUUGGUGAUGAUGUCACCCUCCCCUGUCACCUCUCCCCUGAGACCAGUGCUGUUACCAUGACAAUCAGGUGGUUUAGGAGGACAGAGUGUAUUUACCUGUAUAAGAAUGGUCAGGUGACAGAGAGGAGUUACUAUGAGGACAGACUGAGUCUGAUCACCCAGGAGAUGGAGAGAGGAAAUGUGUCUCUGAGGAUGAAAAACAUCAAGGAGUCAGAUUCUGAAGACUACAUCUGUCAGGUCAUCCAUGGAGAACAGAAGGAGGAGGUUGCAUUGUGUUUAGAUGUUAUUAGAGGAGAUAUGUUAGUUGCCUGGAGGGGAUCAGAAAUUUCUUCAUCGAGAAGUAUGUUACGGGAUAGUGGGGGAUCACGAUGGCGUUUUUUAUGUGAGUUAAUAUUUAUUUGUCUUGUUGUUUAUUGA
Esox lucius (northern pike) is the source of this 726-nucleotide messenger RNA. Its product is annotated as butyrophilin-like protein 1. The transcript has 7 exons. NCBI's taxonomy places the organism in Eukaryota, Metazoa, Chordata, Actinopteri, Esociformes, Esocidae. The record is from RefSeq and is a predicted model, not a curated record. Bases 244 to 726 code for a protein of 160 amino acids.